AUGCCAACCAGAAAGGAUCUUUAUCACAAUUCAGAUGUGUUCUCAGAUCAUGCAAAACCAGUCUAUGUCAAGCAAUUGAACGAUAAACUCUUAGUGUCGUUAUCUUACGUUGAUCAAAAACCAAAUCAAACCACUGAUCAAAAUAUUCAGGAAUGUUUAAUUAGUUUCCAUAAUAUUCUGACCAGUAAUUUAGUGAUCAACCCUACUGCUACUGAAGAAAGUACAGUAGAUACUGAGAGACUUACUCCCGCUACCUCCACUAAUGGAAAUCCUUCUUGGUUUGGUGGUUUUUUCAGACAAAGUCUUGAAUCAACCGUGUCAAAUACUACCACUUUAUUAAAUAAUACCCCAACUGAUGAUAUUAAAAUCUUCUUAGGAAACAUCCAAUUGGUGGGAUAUCUUGUAUUGAACUAUAAACUAUCAGUUGGAACCCCUGGGGCAGUUACCAUUGAUCUUGGAGGUGGUCCUAAAACCGCUAAUUGGUGGAAUAAUAAAGAAUAUGUUGAUAUUUAUCAAACUGAAAUUGAUGAUGCAUUUGAAAAUGAAGAUGAAAGAGAAUAUAAAUUAGAUUCAAUUCCUUUUAUUCGACAGAAUUUAAAAAAGAAAUUAAUCCUUGGUGGGAAAAUAGGUGGUAUUAAUGAUUUAGUAGUAAAGAAUAAUGAUCUUUUUAUUGAUGAAAAUAAUAAAUAUCUUGUUCACGAUUUAUUAUAUAAUUUUAAUACUCAUUUACCACCGAAAUUUAAUGAUUCUGAAAAUAAAGAUAUAUAUAAAAUACCUGCUAAAGAAUUAUCCGAUCCAAUUGUUCCAUUCUAUUCCACAUCGCAAGCAUUAUUAUUUACUGAUUUAACAAUCCAUCCUUCAAGUACAAGAACUUUUCAUAUAAAAUUCCCUCAAAAUAAUACUUUACCACCUUCUUAUAAUACAAGACUGACAGGUCCAACUUGUGAUCAAGGUUGGUUAAGUAUAAAGUAUUCUUUGGUAGUUACAUUACUGGAACAACAACAAUUAAUCCCAAAAUCAAUUUAUUUCCCCAUGGAAGUUAAAGGUGAAAGAAUAGGUAAUAAUGAAAGGUGGAAUCAACAUAAUUUCUUUCAAAAUAUAACGGUUGAUAAAAGUUGGAAGAUUAAUAUCAUUGAAUCUAAUGAUUCAAAAGAUUAUAAAAAUGGUGAUCAUAAAUCAAUUGAAACAAGAGAAGUUUUCUUAGAAGAUUUAUCAAAAUUAAUUGAAUCAGAUUUAUAUAAUAUGCCAAAGAUUUCAACCAAUGAAAGAAAGAAAAGUAUUCCAACUAUAUAUGAAAAUGAUACUGAUUCAGGUUUAAUACCUCAAUUACCCCUGCAUUUAAAGACUCAAUUUCAAUUACGAGUCAAUAAUUAUCAAUUAUGUUUAAUCAGUCUUUCAAGACCUUAUUAUCAUAUUGGAGAUGAUAUUAAUUUCGUCUUGAAUGUAAAUCCAAUUGAAAAUAGUCGAACUACAAAAGUAGCAGGACUUGUGGUUUAUUUAGAAGCGCAUGAGGUUUUCCAUUGCAGAGAAGCAAAUAGUGCUAGAGAAGAAGAUACUGAAAAACUAAAAGAUGUUGUCAAUGCAUAUAGAGUAACUGGAAGUUUAAAAUUCAAUACCCUUUCAACUUCAUUGUUUAAUACGAUAAUUCCUAAUGGAGAUCAAAAAUCAGCUCCUAUAAAUGGUUCAAUUAAUGUUCCAAGAUAUUUAUCACAACAAUUCCAAAGUUCAACAUUAAUGGAUUUAAAAUAUUAUAUUGUAUUCAAAUUCAAUUUAGCUGAAUUUGGUAAUAGUAGUGAUGAACCACCUCAAGUUGAAUUAGAAGAACAACCAGAGCAAACAUUAGAAUAUGAAGGAGACGAACUGCAGAUACCACCAUCCAAUGGAGUUGAACAUGAAAGACAAGAGCAUUUAUUAAACAAUGGUGAUGAAGAUAUUUCCCCACCUUCCAUAGACAAUAUCUUUGAAACAGUUGAACGAUAUAGAGUUGACACCAUGGGCUCAGAAUUAAGAUUUAGACUCCCACUUAUUCUAUUACCUUAA
This is a messenger RNA of Scheffersomyces coipomensis, 2040 nucleotides long. RefSeq lists its product as uncharacterized. The coding region runs from base 1 to 2040 and encodes 679 amino acids. NCBI's taxonomy places the organism in Eukaryota, Fungi, Ascomycota, Pichiomycetes, Serinales, Debaryomycetaceae. The transcript has a single exon. Gene Ontology annotation, biological process: retrograde transport, endosome to Golgi. Gene Ontology annotation, cellular component: Ric1-Rgp1 guanyl-nucleotide exchange factor complex; Golgi membrane. The record is from RefSeq and is a predicted model, not a curated record.